AUGGGCAUUGGAGCCAGUUCUGAGAACAAGGAGUCAGCUAAGAGAUCCAGAGAACUGGAAAAGAAGCUCCAGGCAGAUGCAGAGAGGGAAGCCAGGACAGUCAAACUCCUGCUAUUGGGUGCUGGAGAGUCAGGGAAGAGCACUAUUGUAAAGCAAAUGAAGAUCAUCCACAAAGAUGGUUUCACCUACCAGGAACGCAUGGAAUUCAGACCUAUCAUUUACAGUAACGUGGUGCAGUCUAUCCUGACUAUUGUGAAAGCAAUGACUAAGUUAGGAAUCACUUAUGAGAACCCAGCCAGAACUGAAGAUGAAAGAAAUCUGUGUGCCAUGGCAACAGCUCUGGAGGAUGGUGACAUGUCUUCUGAACUGGUUGGACUCAUCAAACAACUGUGGAGGGACGGUGGAACCCAGGCCUGCUUCGCAAGAGCAGCAGAGUACCAGCUCAGUGACUCAGCAGCCUAUUACCUCAAUGAUUUGGACAGGUUAGCAAUGCCGGACUACGUGCCUAGUGAGCAAGAUAUUUUGCACUCCCGAGUCAAAACCUCUGGGAUUAUAGAAACCCAGUUUUCUUUCAAGGAUUUGAACUUCAGGAUGUUUGAUGUAGGCGGACAACGAUCAGAGAGGAAGAAGUGGAUUCAUUGCUUUGAGGGAGUUACUUGCAUCAUAUUCUGUGCCGCACUCAGCGCCUAUGACAUGGUUCUGGUGGAAGAUAAAGAAGUGAACAGAAUGCAUGAAAGCCUUCAGCUAUUCAACAGCAUCUGCAACCACAAGUGCUUUGCAGCCACUUCCAUUGUGCUGUUUCUAAACAAAAAAGACCUCUUUCAAGAGAAAAUAACAAAAGUUCAUCUGAAUAUCUGCUUUCCUGAGUAUAAUGGACUAAACACAUUUGAAGAUGCUGGAAAUUACAUCAAGAAACAAUUCCUAGACCUGAACAUAAGGAAAGAAGAUAAAGAGAUAUAUUCUCACUUGACAUGUGCCACAGACACCCAGAAUGUCAAGUUUGUAUUUGAUGCAGUCACAGACAUAAUAAUCAAAGAAAAUCUGAAAGACUGUGGGCUUUUCUAG
Molecule: messenger RNA, 1065 nt
Organism: Colius striatus (speckled mousebird)
Lineage: Eukaryota; Metazoa; Chordata; Aves; Coliiformes; Coliidae
Gene: GNAT3
Product: G protein subunit alpha transducin 3
Exons: 8
Coding region: 1-1065 (354 amino acids)
Biological process (GO): adenylate cyclase-modulating G protein-coupled receptor signaling pathway; detection of chemical stimulus involved in sensory perception of bitter taste; sensory perception of sweet taste
Cellular component (GO): heterotrimeric G-protein complex; photoreceptor inner segment; photoreceptor outer segment
Molecular function (GO): G protein-coupled receptor binding; GTP binding; GTPase activity
Source: RefSeq, a predicted model, not a curated record